Molecule: messenger RNA, 736 nt
Organism: Salvia hispanica
Lineage: Eukaryota; Viridiplantae; Streptophyta; Magnoliopsida; Lamiales; Lamiaceae
Source: RefSeq, a predicted model, not a curated record
UUGCACAUGGCUUGGAAACUAUGCCCCCGGAGAAGGACCAAGAGGAACAAGGGCAAGUGGAUGAACUCCUUGCCCAAGGUUCAAGUGUGCGGAAUCCGGAUUUGAGGGCAAAUCCUUUCCAAGAAGGGGAGAAUGAUAUGACCAUGAGUGCUAGACAUCAAGUGUCUUCACCUCGACGUGAGCCAUGGAUUGAUUGGGGUCCAAGGAAGAGAGUGAAGACGUGCCAAGGAUUCAAUAAAGCUAGAGGGUCUCCCGAGGAUGCGAGGAAUAGAGAAGGCUUGGAUUUGAGGACAAAUCCUUUCCAAGAAGGGGAGGAUGAUACGAUCAUGGAAGCCGUGCGUCAAGGAUUUCAACUACAGCUGGAUUCAACCAGAAACCGUCCUAUCGAGAUGAUAUCCGAAAGCUAUGAAACUACCACCAUCGUCUUCGUCUUGGAAACAGCUUCGCGUGGGUAUCUUGCACAUCUCAAUCGGAGUCCGAAUGAGGGAGUUAUGGCGGUUUUACAGAAGUCGCGCAGAACUGGCGAGGGAGUCCAGAGAGAACACCCGGGCGGGUGUUUUGCACCCUGCAAUUCACCCGACCGGGUGAAUCACCCGAGACUUAGUUUUUGAGGGCCUUUUUCCACAUUUUGGGCCCUUAGUAUAAAUACCUUUUGGUGUCAUUUUUCAUUCUAGAUUAAGAUUGUGAUUGAAGUUAUCUCCCUAGUGAGUUUUUCCUCUUUGAGGAAUGUAUCCAA